This is a messenger RNA of Thlaspi arvense, 1964 nucleotides long. Lineage: Eukaryota; Viridiplantae; Streptophyta; Magnoliopsida; Brassicales; Brassicaceae. The record is from the annotation of a GenBank genome assembly.
UUGAAAUUUAUAAAUGAGAAAAUUGAAUUCUGGAAGUAGAGUUAAUAAUAUUUGGAAUUUUUUAGUGUAUGUAAGAUUAAGAGACGUGACUUUAAAUUGGAACUAGAAAGCAGAACACGUAUCAUUUUUUUGUUAAAGGGUUUGUCAGAACACGUAUCCUUGCGUCCUCUAUUCUCUAUCCCUCAAUUUCUUCUUCUUUUCCAACUCUGUACUGGUUAUCGAAACAGAGCCAAUAUAAUACAAAGAAGAUGAAGCAAGACGAGACAGUCGAGCAAGAAAGGGAAGACUUGUAUCAGACAGAGACAGACAACGAUGACGAAGAAAGCCACGCCGAGAGCUCCGUUCCGUCAACUCCGUUAUCUCGUAACGGAUCCAAUAACGAUCCGGUCCCGUGGCCUCGAAGUUAUCGACAAUCUAUGGAUUUGUUGACCGGACUUACACCUCCGAUUAGGACGAGUUUUGUCUCUUCAUUUCACAAGAGACGACAAAGCUCUGUUUUCGGUUCAUUUACUUCUUCACCAAGCAAACAACAACUUCUCAUCGACAAAGAUGAGACCCAAAACUCUGUUGUAACAUCGAUCAAAUCAUUUAUUGCUUCUCAUCUCAAGCUAUCAGCCCCGGAGGAUCUUUCGAUUCCCCAAGAAAACCGCAGUUGCACGUUCUCUCAAUCCGUUCUCAACGGAAUCAAUGUUCUUUGUGGAGUAGCUUUACUUACAAUGCCUUACGCAGUGAAAGAAGGAGGAUGGCUAGGGCUUCUCAUACUCGUCUCCUUCGGAAUCAUAACUUGCUACACAGGUGUUCUCCUCAAGAGAUGUCUCGAGAAUUCGCCCGGAAUCCACACUUACCCGGACAUCGGUCAAGCUGCAUUCGGCACCACUGGUCGCAUCCUCGUCUCUAUACUUCUAUAUGUGGAGUUAUAUGGAUGUUCCCAAACACCUCCUUAUACAUCACCGGAAUAUCACUCGACUCUAAUCAAGUUUUCGCCAUUACCACGACUCUUAUUGUUCUUCCGACUGUCUGGCUCAGAGACCUUAGCUUAUUGUCCUAUCUCUCAGCCGGAGGUGUCUUCUCUUCAAUACUGCUUGCGCUUUGCCUCUUUUGGGCUGGAUCAGUCGACAAGGUUGGAUUUCACCUGACCGGAAAAGCUCUCGAUUUAACUAAUUUACCCGUCGCUAUCGGAAUCUACGGGUUCGGUUUUGGGAGUCACUCUGUUUUCCCCAACAUUUACUCAUCCAUGAAAGAACCUUCCAAGUUUCCUACGGUGCUUCUUGUCAGUUUCGCGUUUUGCACGCUAUUUUACAUCUUUGUAGCGGUUUGUGGAUACACCAUGUUUGGUGACGCGAUUCAGUCCCAAUUCACAUUGAACAUGCCUCAACAUUUCACCUCAUCCAAAAUUGCAGUCUGGACAGCGGUGGUUACACCAAUGACGAAAUACGCUUUAACGAUCACUCCAGUUGUUCUUAGCCUAGAAGAACUUAUACCGUCUUCGUCAAGAAAGUUGAGAUCCAAAGGAGCCUCUAUGGUUUUCAGAACCAUCUUAGUUCUCUCUACUUUGGUCGUUGCACUCACUGUUCCGUUCUUCGCAACUGUCGCGGCUCUCAUUGGAUCUUUCAUCGCAAUGUUGAUUGCGUUAAUAUUCCCGUGUCUAUGCUAUCUCAGCAUUAUGAAGGGUAGAGUAACUAACGUUCAGAUUGGAAUUUGUAUUUUCAUCGUCAUCAUCGGUGUUGUGAGCGGUUGUUGCGGGACGUAUUCCGCUAUCGCCAGAUUAAUCGGAGAAAUGACCUGACAAACUCUAUUAGAAGCCGGUUGAGUGAUAAAAUAUCAGUUUUGUGUCGUAUUUUCAUUUUUUAAAAACCAAUAAUAAAGAAUAUUUUGAGAAAUGGGACUGUUGAUACAGUUUUGGAAGUUAGUCAAACGAAAAGAAAAAUAUUUUCGUAGAAUACAAAUCCUAAGAAUAUCGUCAG